AUACCGGGGUAGAUGAGCCAAGCUCACGCAUACAUUGACACACACCACAGAGUGGAGAGCGAGACGGAGAGAAGAGAGUGUGUGACUGUCACUCUUGACAGUUCACGUGGAUAAGAAAAGGAGUCUGACUGUUUACACCUCUGUUUAAUGCUCCUCUUCAGGGCAACUGUGGAAACCUCAGGGAAUUCUGGGAAUUACUGUACCGAAACCCUCAAGGAGCUUAUCAAUAUGUAGUCUCUGACAUAAUUAUUUUUAGAUUAUCUGGGAUCUGUUGGGAGAUGUUGGUGAAACGAGUACAUGCUGGAACUCUCUAGCCAUAGAGGGUGCCGGGGGAAUGGAGCCGAGGGGGAACGAUCUUUUUGAAGCGGUUUGCAGUCCGUACAAGAACUGUUCCAGUCCUUCAUGGAGUCUCACCAAGGCAAGACCCAUGGCUAAUGAACUCUUCCCCUACUCUCUGAAUAGGGCAACCAGCCUUUGAACAGAGCUACUGAAACCAGACUAUUCACACGCUACCAUAUUCAUGAGAAAGUGGAACGGAUUCGCAAAACAAACGAUUACACACCCAUUUCUGGUUCAUCUUGGAUUUACAAUUCACCAAUGAAAUGACAAAAUUGGAAUCUAAGGGUCACUACUAACAAGACGUCUGAAAGUCACCUUUCCACAGCGACGUAACUGCACAACACUGCUGAACGCACAGUUAAGGCAUCUUUGUUUCCUUGGCGGAUGUGUAUGCAUAUCAAAAAUGGCAAAUCAAUGAUCCUGGUCCAUAAAAUCUUAAUUAUGGGAAAACAGUGCAUCUGACAGAAGGCACCUUGGGAUGGAGCACGGUUAUUUAAGAUCGGAGACUGGCUACAUCUGAAAUGUUAAACGAAGUUGCUAUUUUAAAUUCAACUUUGAAUUUCUAAAGUUUUUUUGCUCUGGAUGAUCCACAUGAAUUGCUUUCUUAAUUUUCUCCCUUGUCCAGUUCUGUCACAGGCUUGUCCCAGUUUUAACUAUAGGUUUAUAAGCAGGAGAAAAUAGUCCAGCAUUAUUCAUGACCCACUCAACCUCUGGUCUGUCAGAAACCUGAGAGGUGGUUAGAUUGAAACUAGCUUCUUCAUGGUUUAACCAGGACAUGGUAGUAGGCCAAGAGUUACGUUGAGUUUGAGAAAACAGAAGAGGUUUUGAGGACUUGGAGGUGAGAAUUCUCUGCUGGAUUACAAGGAUUACAAGGCACAAAACACAUCCUUCCAAAGCCAUGCUUGGGUUUGACAGUCAUCUUGGAUUGUUCCCAGACUGUUCUGGGCCAACCACAGACUACAGAGACUGAGAGAGCCAGAGCUCAGGUCUGGGGAUAAUGCAUAAGCCUAUCCCUUCAGCACAGGAAGAAAAAGGCACCAUGAGCAACGUCACAGUCCUGGACAUCACCGAGUCCGCAAGCCCCGCCAUGACGGCGUCCGAGCCGCACCCGUACCCCCUAAGCUUCCAGGUCUCACUGACCGGCUUCCUCAUGCUGGAGAUCGUGCUGGGCUUGAGCAGCAAUCUGACCGUGCUCGCCCUCUACUGCAUGAAGUCCAACUUGGUCAGCUCGGUCAGCAACAUCGUCACCAUGAACCUGCACGUGCUGGAUGUGCUGGUGUGCGUGUGCUGCAUCCCGCUCACCAUCGUUGUGCUCCUGCUCUCACUGCAGGGCGACACCGUGCUGGUCUGCUGUUUUCACGAGGCCUGCGUGUCCUUCGCCAGUGUGGCCACCGCAGCCAACGUGCUGGCCAUCACACUGGACCGCUAUGACAUUUCUGUCAAGCCGGCCAACCGUGUGUUGACCAUGGGCCGGGCAGUGGCCCUGCUGGGGGGCAUCUGGGUACUCUCCUUCCUCAGCUUUCUGGUGCCCUUCAUCGAGGUGGGUUUCUUAGGACCCGAGGCAACCAAAGCCAACCAGACCGUCGUGGUGCACGUCAACGAGUACUACACCGAGCUGGGCCUCUACUACCACCUGGUGGCGCAGAUCCCCAUCUUCUGCUUCACCGCCGUGGUCAUGCUGGUCACCUAUUCCAAGAUCCUGCAGGCCCUCAACAUCCGGAUCGGCACGCGCUUCCAUGCCUCACAGAAGAAGAAGAAGAAGAAGACACGGUGGAAGAAGAACAUCUCACUGAUGUCCUCCUCACAGCAGCAGCUGCCCGAGGUCACGGACGGCUCCCAGAGCAGCGGGGGGCAGCGGGGGGUCGGCGGGGGCGCCACGCUGGGCAUGCGCACCUCCGUCUCGGUGAUCAUCGCCUUGCGGCGCGCUGUCAAGCGGCACCGCGAGCGGCGAGAGCGCCAGAAGCGCGUCUUCCGCAUGUCCCUGCUCAUCAUCUCUACGUUUCUGCUGUGUUGGACACCCAUAACCGUGCUCAACAGCGUUAUCCUCAGCACGGGUCCCAGUGACCUCACCGUCAAGCUGCGCCUGGGCCUCCUGGUCAUGGCCUAUGGGACGACGGUCUUCCAUCCGCUGCUCUACGCCUUCACACGGCAGAAGUUCCAGAAAGUUCUAAAGAGCAAGAUGAAGAAGCGGGUGGUGUCUAUUAUUGAGGCGGACCCGCUGCCCACCAAUUCGGUCAUAAAGAACUCAUGGAUUGAUCCAAAGAGAAAUAAAAAAGUGACCUUUGAGGAUCACGAGGCCAGACAAAAGUGUUUGUCCUCGGAAGAUGUUGACUAAUGAGUUAAUCUUGCAGUCGCAAGAUUGUAUCUUCAAAUCUGCUAUUUGGUCACAGAGGGAAAAGACUGAAUUAAGGGUGUGAUUUAGACAAAAGUAUAUUAGAUGUGCACAUAUUGUUCAGUAUCAGUUUAUUACUAUUUAUAUGAACAUCAGAUUUAGUACAAUAGGAUGACAUUCACUGUGCUGUAGAAAACAAAACAAACAUAAAAAGACACCCUGCAUGUUUUUGUAACACUGUAAAUAUGUCAUUAUUCCAGAUGUACAUAUACUCUAUAUGAAACUGUAUGUGCUGAUAUAGAAUCCAUAGUCAAUAGUAUAUAUAAAUGUAUUUGUAAUAAAUUAGGGAAAAAUGUCUCUGGAGCUCAACACACAUAAAUUUGCUCAUCUGUCCACCACCUUGCCGCGCCCCACCCCACCCUAAGUCAAGCGCUCAGCAUGUUAUGGGAUUACAAUAUUCAUAAUGAUACAGUGUACAAAGCUUGAAGAUGAGCAGACUGGCAUGAAGCCUAUCGGCCUCUGUGAGCAAAAACUAAACCGCAAAAUGCUAGUCACCUCUUGCUCCACAGGGUUAUCCAUUGUGCUCACUACUUGAUUCAAAAACAUUAUGGUAUUCAUUAUGUAAACUUGUGAUUCCUUUUUGCUGAUGAAGGGUAUCUGAGUCCAGUAAAAUGUCUUAAUUUAGGCUAACCCCCCAAAUCAAUAUAACAGUAAGACAUGCGACAUUGGCUUGUCCUGUGUUUGCUCUAAGGGACAUUGUUGUUGCAUCAAUCAGGAAAUAUCAAUGCUUGCACAGGGGACAGAGGCCUACGCCUGGUGGCGCGGUCCAAACAACAGCAGCGUUAAUUACAGGAAAGAAAAAAGCAAUAAUCAAUACAAUCCUGACUGUCAACAUCAGCUCUGUACAAGAUUCUGCCCUGUCAUUUUAGCACAAACAAACAGGGACAGCGAGACAAAUGAGGGGGUCCCUUUGCACUGCCGCAGGAGGGCCCAUUUCCUAUUUGGAGCGCAGCUGUUUUACGUGCUGGCGCUGCACACCCAAUAAAAUGCCUGAGCUCCUCAUCUGCUCAAGGUCAUUCCUAUUUUGACAGCACUUGGAAAAAAUAAUAAUAAGAUGCAAUCUGCCCAGCAGGGCCUGGGUUGACUUUCAUAAUGUUUUGUUUUCCAGAGCAAUCAAAAAGGUCAUUAGCACAUGAAGUCAGCACCCUACCUAUUGUUUACUGAGAUUAGUACUAAAAUGUCAGACUCAGCUGCCAUAUUUAGCUUAAGAGGGGAAGGAUCCAAAGAGAUUAAACAUAUUUUGUUGUGCUUGGUUUGCAAAGGCAAGCAUGCAUGUAUAAAACAGAACGAUAAAGAAAUACAGAGAGAGGGAAUAUGAUUGU
Electrophorus electricus (electric eel) is the source of this 4053-nucleotide messenger RNA. NCBI's taxonomy places the organism in Eukaryota, Metazoa, Chordata, Actinopteri, Gymnotiformes, Gymnotidae. The record is from RefSeq and is a predicted model, not a curated record.